AUGGCCAAAGUAAAACUGAAGUUUAACAAGUCUAUCAUAUCGACGGCCGAAAGCUUGGUUCCAACAGAUGAGAUCUUGAGUCGACUCGUUUCCCUUCACGAAGAACUUUCCACUCUGGAACAAGGUCAAGUCGAUUUAAGGACACUAGACAGGUAUCGCACUGACCUGAAUAACAAAAAAUUGCUCAAACACAAGGACAACGGUGUUAGAGCCUUUGUGGCGUGCUGUUUGAGCGACAUAUUAAGGCUUUAUGCACCUGACGCGCCUUAUACUGAGACCCAGUUGACAGAUAUAUUCAGACUGAUACUUUCCCAAUUCGAUCUCCUUGGCAAUCCUGAUAAUGGUUACUUCAUCCAGCAAACUUACCUGAUAACCAGAAUGCUCGAAUACAGGUCGAUAGUCCUUCUAACAGACUUACCCAAUUCUAAUAAACUGCUGGAAGAUCUUUUCCAGGUUUUCUACGAUGACGAUAAAAAAUUUCCGUUCAAACUAUACAAGGUUAUUGCAGGUAUACUUGGUGAGGUAAUAUCUGAGUUUGAUAAUGUACCAACCCCAGUGUUGAAGUUGAUCUUCAAUAAAUUCUUGACUUACAAUCCGGGAAACGUUCCACAAGGUUUGGAGAUUGCGUCAAACUGUGGUUAUCAGGUAAGUCUCAUCCUUUGCGAUGCGUAUUCAAGCAGAAUGAGCAGACAUCUUACCAAAUACUAUUCUGAGAUACUAUACCACAUCACCAGCGAGGAGCAUAGUAAUGCCUACGAAUCCAAAUACAGCGCCAGUCGAACUGUUGAAAAACUACACAAACUAGAUGUCCGUUUAUGGGAGACUGUCCCAGAUCUAUUAUCGGCGGUGAUAGGCUUUAUCUAUCAUGAACUGCUGUCCGAUGACGAGAUGUUAAGGAAGCAGGCCACGAAGCUCGUGGGCGAGCUACUGGCCGCAGAAUCAACUCUAAAUUUCGUAGUUACUCACCAAGAAUCCUUCAAUGCCUGGCUUUCUAAGAUAGCAGAUCCCGUGGCGGAAGUGAGAUUACUAUGGACACAAUCUAUACCGACAAUAUUGUCAAUGCGGGACGAUAUAGCACAAGAGCUGAACAAAGGUAUAGCUAAGACGCUAAUCGACUCUGACUAUAAAGUGAGAAAAGCCUCCGUGUUGAUCUUUGACAAACUUUCCGUUGCUGAUAUUUGGAAAAGUAUAACUAAUACCUCCGUGUAUGAAUGUUUGCUGCCUUUGACUAGAGAGAAAAAUAGAGAAGUGAGAGAGCUUUGCAUAUCAACUGUGGCGGAUUUCUUUGCCGAGUCCUUAGCGAAUAUCAAGAGAACAACUCAGAACUCCGGUAUUUGGGAGAUAGUCGAUACCAUCCCGUCAGUUCUGUUUGAUUUGUAUUACAUCAAUGAUUUACACAUCAAUGAACAAGUCGACUUGACGAUUUUCAAAUCAAUCCUUCCUCUAGAGGUUGACGAUCGCAAGAGAGUUGAUAGCUUGCUCAACGUGGUAUCGCAGCUCGACGAAAAGGCUCUUUCAUCGUUUCUUGCCUUCAAUCGACGUCAAAUGCAGAUGGCAGUCGCACUUUCAAAGUUCAUUGAGUUUUGUGAAUUGCAAAAUGAUCAAGACAACUUUCCAAACGAUUCAGUAGCAAUUAAGCUUCAAAAGACCAUUGCAUGGUUGAGUUCUGGUCUCUCUGAUCAAAUCAAGGCUACUGCAGCGUUAGAAGCGUUGAAGGAUAUUAACGACAAGAGGAUACUCUACCUUAUCAAAACGUGUAUCACAAACGAUGUUUCUCUCAUGACAUUGAAGAACAGUAUGGAAGAGGUAAUAACAAAACUACGUGAUCCGGCCCUUUUCAGGAAGCAUGGCGUCAAAUCUAUUUCUAAUAUCAUGCCAAAGGAUAUAGCCGCCCAAGUUGAAGUAUUACUGUACAGGUCAUCGCCAUUCAUUUACAAUUUCUCCAAUAUUCCUGUUCUUUUGGAUACCGGAAAUACCUCACAAGAUGGAACAACAUGGAAGCGCAGGCUGUUGGAUGAGAUUUCCAAGGUAAACCCUGCAUUAUUCAAGGAUCAUGUCAGAACUUUGAAAAGAAUUAUUGAGGAUGAGAGCUGCCUUGAAUCUCAACGCGAAACCUUGACGUUAGGUGAAGCUUUGAAAACUGUCUAUAAGAUAUCCAAGACUUUGACAGAUCAAGUGAAUCUAGAAGACAGUAUUUUUUUCUCGAAGCUAAAGAACCUUGCCUUGGAAGGUGAUCCGGCCACUGCAAAAUACGCCGUCAAGCUGAUAGCACUCUCGCCAUUCGCAGAAGAAAGCCUUACGGAAAUCAAAAAUGGUGUGUUACCACUAGACAUGAAGCACGAUAGAAACUUUGCAUCUCAUAUACUAGUACUGGCCGAAAUAUACAAGUAUUGUCCGCACGUCCUUGAUAGAGAUUCCACUGAUAUCGUAAGCUUCCUAAUUCAGGAAGUGUUGCUAGCGAACCAAGUUGUUGGAGAUUCAAAUCAGGAGCUCGAUUGGAUUCCUGACUCUGAAUUGAAUGAUAGGAAAUAUUACGCGCUCAGCUCCAAAGUUUUUGCAUUGAAACUCUUUACUAACAAGUUGAAGGCCGUAUCGGCAGAUUCUUCAAAUGACGAGCUGGCCACUGUUUUCACCGAAAAACAAGUCAAACUGUUCUUUUAUCUGAUUGCCAGUGGUGGUGAGCUAAUUUCUGAGCAUAACAAAGAAUUCUUUCCGACGCCGAAUAGUUAUCAAACAAAACUGCGAUGCUGCGCUGGUCUUCAAGCACUCAAACUCUCCUGCAUACCCUUUUUCAAUGAUUUCAUCAAGCCCUCUGACGUUAUAACCCUGAUAAAUAUAGUUGAGGAUGAAUCGCUACCAGUCAGAAAAGAGUUUCUCGAUCACCUGAAAAACUACAUCUCUAAGGAGUCCAUUUCCAUAAAGUUUCUGCCUCUCAUUUUCUUUACAGCUUACGAGCCUGAUGUCGAGCUGAAAACUAGUACAAAGACUUGGAUCAACAACACUUUUGGUAAAACAUCUUUCAGGAAAAACACAACGUUUGAGAGAGCACUUCCCAGAUUAAUACAUGCUAUUGCUCAUCAUCCUGACAUUGUCGAGCGACUAGAAGUGGAAGGAGAUCCCUAUCUGGAAGCAUUAACAACAGCUGUCGACUACCUCGUAUUCUACUUCGAUUCCAUUGCCAUCCAGGAAAACUUCAGCUUGCUCUAUUAUUUAGCAGAAAGAGUGAAAAACUAUCGUGACUUAACUAUUGAUGUGAACGAUAAUAAUGACGAUCAGCAAUCAGAGACAGAACCUUGCGCCAGAAUGUAUGUCAUAGGAGAGUUGGCGCAGAUGAUUCUUCUUGCCAUUAAAGAGAAGAAGGGUUGGCAACAUUCGGCUUAUCCAGGAAAGCUCAACUUGCCUGCUGACUUGUUUACACCAUUCAGUACAAUUGAAGAAGCACAGGCCUCGUUCAAAAGCUAUUUACCAGAGAAAUACACCGAGAAGUUGCAAAUGAACAUCAGGGCCAAAGUGGCUCGUAAUUUACACUCUUCACAGACGCAAAAGCAGAAAAUACAGAAGAGAAUGUUAGAUAACGAGAAUCAUGAAGUGUCGAACAAGAAACGUAAACAAACGAAGAAAGCUGAACCUGAAACUAGUGAUGAUGACUCUGAGAGUGACAAUGCAUACGUUCCAGGAACAAAAACUAGAACAGGAAGAUCUGAUCGGUCCAAGUUAAAGAAAAGUUUGAGGGAGAGAAAGAAGGUGGAUUAUAGGGACGAGGACGAUGACGACGAUGACGAUGAUGAAUGA
Torulaspora delbrueckii is the source of this 3792-nucleotide messenger RNA. It is a transcript of the gene PDS5, whose product is annotated as sister chromatid cohesion factor PDS5. Gene Ontology annotation, biological process: mitotic sister chromatid cohesion. The coding region runs from base 1 to 3792 and encodes 1263 amino acids. The record is from RefSeq and is a predicted model, not a curated record. The transcript has a single exon. Lineage: Eukaryota; Fungi; Ascomycota; Saccharomycetes; Saccharomycetales; Saccharomycetaceae.